Messenger RNA from Mustela erminea (ermine), 3082 nucleotides. It is a transcript of the gene MYCBPAP, whose product is annotated as MYCBP associated protein. Gene Ontology annotation, biological process: endocytosis. Gene Ontology annotation, molecular function: phospholipid binding; clathrin binding. Bases 151 to 3009 code for a protein of 952 amino acids. Gene Ontology annotation, cellular component: clathrin vesicle coat; endosome; plasma membrane. Lineage: Eukaryota; Metazoa; Chordata; Mammalia; Carnivora; Mustelidae. The transcript has 19 exons. The record is from RefSeq and is a predicted model, not a curated record.
GCGCGCCCCCGCACGGGACGCUGGUUGCUAUGGACGCGUCGGCGGCCGCUGGCGGGAGGGCGCGCGCGCGCGGGGUCGCUGGGGUGCCGCGCAGCCUCGUUAUCCCAGGUCCCCGCGGCGCAGGGCCGCGCUCAGAGCGCGGGCGACACCAUGAAGUCUCUAAAGAAGGAGUCCCGCCUAAGAAUACCUGCAAACAGAUUCUUGGAGGCUGCAGAAGCCAUUAAAGAAAAGAAGAGGACAAAGAUAGCUGAACAGCCCACACCCCCCAUUCAGGAAGAACCUGAGCCUGUCAGCAAUGUCCUACAAGGGGAUGACAUUCUUGCCUUAGCCAUUAAGAAGGAAGAUCUAAAGAAGCAACACAUUCCUCGCUUCAUUGAGACACAAGAUCGACCUGCUGUUACCCAGAAAUUUAUCAUUCGGAAACUCAAGCCCAAGGAUCCGAAGAGGAAGGUCUGCCAUUUAGUUGCACAUCCUGCUACCCCAGAUGCAGCCACGAAGCCCCUGGACUACUCUGGCCCAGGCGACAGCUUCCAUGGCUGUGACCAGAUCCUGCCUCACCACAUCCUGGGGAGUCUCCAGGACUUUAAGAGAAUUGCCAUUGCUCAAGGGAACACCCAGCUGGCUGAGCUGAUCCCCACCCCGCCGGCUUUGGUGACACUCAUGUUGGCGAAAGAAGAGCCAAAGGAGAAAGCCCCCAGAGAAAAGAAGGCACAUCCCUGGGCCCCACCUCCUCAGCACAACUUUCUCAGAAACUGGCAGCGCCACAUCGCCUUGCGGAAGAAGCAGCAGGAAGCCCUCAGCGAACACCUGAAGAAGCCAGUGAGCGAGCUGCUGAUGCACACUGGGGAGACCUACAGACGGAUCCAGGAGGAACGGGAGCUCAUUGACCGAAUACUUCCAACACAGCAUGAUGGGAAGACCUGUGAAGAGACCAGUGGGUUCUGGAGUCGCCUGGAAUACCUGGGAGAUGAAUUGACGGGUCUGGUGAUGACAAAGACAAAAGCUCAGCGUGGCCUCCUGGAACCCAUCACUCACGUCAGGAAGCCCCAGUGCAUCCAGGCAGAGAUGGGACUGCCGGCCUGGAAGGAGGCUGGGUAUCGCUACACCUGGGAUCGGAGUCUGUUUCUGAUCUACCGACGCACAGAGCUGCAGCAGCUUAUGGCAGAGCUGGAUUUCAGCCAGCAGGAUAUUGACGGCCUGGAGGUGGUGGGCCAAGGGCAGCCGUUCACCACUGUGAAGGUGGAAGACUUCAGAGUAUUUGACAGGAACCAGGAAAGCUCCUCAGAAGACACAGUGCCCUUAGACUUGGCCAGUUACCCUGAUGUGGUCCCCAUGCCUAUUCUUGGCCCUUCUCUGCUGUUCUGUGGGAAGCCAGCUUGCUGGAUCAGAGGCAGUAACCCACAGGACAAGAAGCAUGUUGGAAUUGCUGUCCGCUUGACCUUCGAAACUCUAGAAGGAGAGAAGACAUCUUCGGAGCUGACCGUGGUCAAUAAUGGCACAGUGGCCAUUUGGUACGACUGGCGGCGGCGGUCCCAGCCGGACUCUUUCCAAGGCCUGAAGAGAAACAGGAUGCAGCGGUUUUACUUUAACAAUCGAGAAGGUGUGAUUCUGCCUGGAGAAACGAAAACCUUUACCUUCUUCUUCAAGUCUUUGCAUGCUGGGAUCUUCAGGGAAUAUUGGGAGUUUGGAACCCACCCCACACUACUAGGAGGGGCUACCCUGCAGGUCAAUCUCUAUGCAGUCUCUCUGACCCAGGACAUUUUUAGGGAAGAAAGGAAGUUACUAAAGCACAAGCUGGCUGCCCACGAAGCAGUCACCAUCGUGGAGAGUGUGCUGCAGGAGCUGCUGAGUGGGAUCCUGACCCCGGAACGUGCACAAUCCCCUGUCGAUGCCUAUCUCACGGAGGAGGACUUAUUCCACCAUAGGAAUCCUCGGCUGCAUUACCAGCACCAAGUGGUGCAAAGCCUGCACAGCCUGUGGCGCCAGUACUUGGUUGUGCCCCCCAAGGCCGAGGAGGCCCAGCCCGGCGAGGAGGAGCACCUCAGCCCCAGGGCCCAGCCAGCUGUGCCCCUGCCAGCCGCCUUGGAGAAGCCCCCCCUGAACAGGGAGCCUUCAGCACACUUGAAAGGCCCAAUCUCCGAAUCCCAGCCAUCCCGGCAGGAGAAUGAGGCCCGGAGGGACUCCCGGGAUGCUUUGGGCUCCCAGAAGCCUGGAACCAGGGCCCGGGCUGCUCAACGGAAGAGCAUUAUGGAGGAGAUCCUGGUGGGAGAGAGCCCAGACCUGAGGAACACAAAGAGCCCCAGGGAACCAGAUGGCUUUUCCCAGCCUGAGUGGAACCUCUGCCUGGAGGAUUUCAGAAAGGCAGUGAUGGCACUCCCGGAGGAGAACCAGAAGGAAGAUAGCCUCAUUCGGCUUAACAAAGCAGCCCUGGAGCUGUGCCAGGAGCAGAGGCCUCUGCAAUCUGACUUCCUGCACCAGAUGUGUUUGCAGCUGUGGCGGGAUGUGAUCGAUGGCCUGGUGAGCCAUUCCCUGUGGCUGAGGGCUCUGCUAGGCCUGCCUGAGAAGGAGACUAUCUAUUUGGACAUCCCGGAAGAGCAAGAUCGAAAGUCUCCUGGCACAGAAGGGAAAAUGACUACCACGAAAUUUGGGAAGGAGGACCGUAAAGGCGCAGCCCAGGAAAGGAAGCAGCUGGGAAUCAAAGAGGACAGAAAAGCAGCCAAGUUGCCAGGGAAAGAGGACCGUGCAAACAGCAAGAAGCACAAGGCGAAGGAUGACAAGAAACUGAUGAAAUCGUCAAGUCGGGACAGGCUUUCCUUGGAAGACGCUGUCCCUGACAGCACGACCCCUUCCCAGGAACCCAUAGAUCCCCUGGUCAUGGAGAAGUACACCAAGAGGCUACACACGGAGGUCUACGGGCUGCUGGACACCCUAGUGACUGACCUGAUGGUCCUGGCUGACGAGCUCAGACCCGUAAAGGAUGUGGAGGAGACUUUGCGUCUUUGCACCUGACUCAUGUGCCCCAGGGGCCUUCUGGGAAACUGGUUCACAAACAAAUCAAUAAAGAACCUUCAUGUUCCCACCA